Cadophora gregata is the source of this 2084-nucleotide messenger RNA. RefSeq lists its product as uncharacterized. Gene Ontology annotation, molecular function: N-acetylglucosamine-6-sulfatase activity; arylsulfatase activity; glycosaminoglycan binding. Gene Ontology annotation, biological process: phenol-containing compound metabolic process. Bases 79 to 1857 code for a protein of 592 amino acids. The record is from RefSeq and is a predicted model, not a curated record. The transcript is spliced from 8 exons. Lineage: Eukaryota; Fungi; Ascomycota; Leotiomycetes; Helotiales; Ploettnerulaceae.
AUCUCAUCAUAGCUUACAGCUGUAGUCACGGAGUCUCUCUUAUUUAAUUCUCGUGUGUACUCGAGGCCACUGUUCUUGAUGAAAAUGCGUAUCUCGAGCAUCACGUCGUGGACGGCAAUAAUUGCGAUUUGCCAUGCCGCGUUCAGCCCUAGCCAGCACUUCCUCGGGGAUACAGAACUCAAAACAACCAAGAAGUCAAGACCAAACAUUGUCUUCAUUCUGACUGAUGAUCAAGAUGUUCAUCUUUCAUCAAUGGACUACAUGCCUUUCGUGAAGAAGCAUUUACUAGAUAAAGGCACAUAUUUCAACAAGCAUUAUUGCACAACCGCGGUUUGCUGUCCAUCAAGAGUGACCUUAUGGACAGGAAAGGCAGCCCAUAAUACAAAUAUCACGGAUGUCAAUCCACCUUACGGUGGCUAUCCCAAAUUCGUCACUCAGGGUUUCAACGAAGCUUAUCUACCUGUUUGGUUGCAACAAGCAGGAUACAACACUUAUUACACCGGUAAACUAUUCAAUGUCCAUACCGUGGAUAACUACAACAAGCCUUAUGCAGCUGGAUUCACUGGAUCGGACUUUCUUCUCGAUCCAUACACAUACAAUUAUCUAAACAGCACAUUCCAGCAUACUGGAGAGACACCGAGAAGUUACGAAGGAGAAUAUGUGACUGAUGUGCUUGCCCAAAAGGCGUACGAUCUGCUUGAUGAGGCUGUCGAGGCGGACAAUCCGUUCUUCCUCACGAUUGCUCCCAUCGCCCCACAUGCUAAUAUUCAGAUGAAUGGGAGUGUUCUAGACGAUAAUCAUACUUUGGAGUUUGGAUCGCCGGUGUCGGCCAAACGACAUGAACAUCUCUUCAAGGAUUCGAAAGUUCCUCGAACAGCGAGCUUCAACCCAGACAAACCCUCGGGAGCCAAUUGGGUUCUGGAACUGAAGCAGCAAAAUCAGACGAAUGUUGAAUAUAACGAUCACUUUUACCGACAACGGUUGAGAGCACUGCAGGCAGUUGACGAGAUGAUCGAUGGGCUGUUCGAACGACUAGAAGCCCAUGGCAUCAUGGACAACACAUAUAUCAUCUACAGCAGCGACAACGGAUUCCACAUCGGUCAACAUCGACUCCAACCUGGAAAGUCAUGUGGUUACGAAGAGGACAUCAACAUCCCGUUAAUUGUUCGAGGACCUGGCGUUGCGGCCAAUCAUACAACAGACAUCGUCACCACCCACACGGAUCUUGCUCCUACAUUUUUCGAUCUUCUGGGAAUCCCAAAGCGGGAUGACUUUGACGGAACUGCGAUACCUGUGACCAAAGCAGGGAUCGAGCUCGCGCAUGAAGGACGUCGAGAGCAUGUCAAUGUUGAGUACUGGGGAUUCGCUGGUGGAGAAGGGAAAUAUGAUCAUGAUAUCCUCCAUGAGAACAAUACCUACAAAGCUAUCAGGAUUCUUGGGCCAGGAUAUAACCUGUACUACUCAAUCUGGUGCAACAACGAGCAUGAGCUCUAUGACAUGGAUGUCGACCCCUCACAAAUGCACAACCUACUCUCUGACAACCAAGAACAAACAUCUACCGUCGUCGGCCUCGCAAUCCACAAAGUCGUCGCUCGUCUCGACUCUCUCCUUUUCGUGCUGAAAUCAUGUAAAGGCAGCACAUGUCGACAUCCAUGGAAGAGCUUACAUCCGAAAGGCGAUGUCUUGACGCUUGAAGAUGCACUGUCUUCAAGAUUUGAUCAUUUCUAUGAGGUGGAACAACAGAGGGUUGAGUAUAACUUUUGUUCGAAUGGGUAUUUGGUUGAGGCGGAGGGACCGAUGUGGGAGGAGAGAGGGUCGGUGUUUAGAGAUGGGCUGAUGUGGUAUGAAUGGGUAUGAAAGUCAAUUUGGAUGAACAGCGGUAUCACUCGUCCGUCUCAGAAAUCGGCUCUUCAACACCAAAAUAUGCACAUAAUAUUUAUUUCCGGCAGUGGGAUGCUCGAAAUUGUGUCGAGCAUGUUGGCAAGAGAACAUUAAGUGGGUAGGGUUGCAAGAGCCAUGUCAGUGUCCAAAGCGGUUGAGUUCGUGCUAAUACAAUAUGUCUAUUCUAAAAAUAAAAACAAAAC